Nycticebus coucang (slow loris) is the source of this 2701-nucleotide messenger RNA. It is a transcript of the gene CYSLTR2, whose product is annotated as cysteinyl leukotriene receptor 2. The record is from RefSeq and is a predicted model, not a curated record. Gene Ontology annotation, molecular function: leukotriene receptor activity. The transcript has 2 exons. Gene Ontology annotation, cellular component: plasma membrane. NCBI's taxonomy places the organism in Eukaryota, Metazoa, Chordata, Mammalia, Primates, Lorisidae. The coding region runs from base 214 to 1242 and encodes 342 amino acids. Gene Ontology annotation, biological process: G protein-coupled receptor signaling pathway.
CCAUCAUCCAGGCCACUUCUGCAGAACGCCGGUGACCUGCUGACACUUUGUGACUGUCCGGGUACUGGCUGACGCUGUUCACAAAACACAAUUUGCUGUUUCACUUAUUAUUUUAAAUGAGCAAGCCGAAUUACUUGGAGGAGAAACACAGGAAAGAGAGGAGCGGAAGCCCAGGCAGCUGAGAAACAGAGGCCUGAGCACUGAAAGAAACAUAUGUUUUUGCCUGUACUCAUCUCCACAUCGGAAAUGGAACCAAACAGCACCUUCAACAACAACACCAAUAAGAAUGAGAACUGCACAACUGAAGACUUUAAGAGAGAGUUUUACCCAGUUGUAUACCUGAUAAUAUUUGUCGGGGGAACCUUGGGAAAUGGCCUCUCCAUAUAUGUUUUCCUGCAGCCUUACAAGAAGACUACGUCCGUGAAUGUUUUCAUGCUGAACCUGGCCAUUUCAGAUCUCUUGUUCACAAGCACACUUCCCUUUAGGGUUGACUAUUACCUCCGAGGCUCUCACUGGAUAUUUGGGGACCUGGCCUGCAGGAUUAUGUCUUACUCCUUGUAUGUCAACAUGUACAGCAGCAUUUAUUUCCUGACUGUGUUGAGUGUUGUGCGUUUCCUGGCAACUGUUCACCCUUUUCGGCUUCUCCACAUCUCCGGCAUCAGAAGCGCCUGGAUCCUGUGUGGGAUCAUAUGGAUCUUCAUGAUGGCUUCCUCCACGGUGCUUCUGAAGAAUGGCUCGGAACAGAAGGGCAAUGUUACAUUAUGCUUAGAGCUGAAUGUCACUAAAAUCUCUAAAUUGCAGAUCAUGAACUAUGUUGCCUUGGUGAUGGGCUUCCUGCUUCCAUUCUUCACACUCAGCAUCUGUUACCUGAUGAUCAUCCGAGCCCUGUUAAAAGUGGAGGUCCCAGAAGCAGGGCUACGGGUUUCCCACAGGAAGGCUCUGACCACCAUCAUCAUUGCCUUGAUCAUCUUCCUUCUGUGCUUCCUGCCCUACCACACGCUAAGGACCCUCCACCUGCUCACAUGGAGCGCGGGUAUAUGCAAAGAAGGGUUGCAUAAAGCUGUGAUUGUCACAUUGGCCUUGGCAGCAGCCAAUAGCUGCCUAAACCCUUUGCUCUAUUACUUUGCUGGGGAGAAUUUUAAGGACAGACUAAGGGUUGCACUUAGAAAACAUUCACAGAAGGCAAGGACAAAGUGCGACUUUUCUGUAUGUGUGUGGUUGAAAAAGGAAACAAGAGUGUAAAGUGAUGCCUGUUUUUGUAUUCUUGUGUCCACCUUCCAUCACUCACAGUCUCCAAAUAGUUUUGUAUUUACACCAUUCCCAUUAAGUAUCAAUUCUCAAUAUUUAAUUGACUGUGACUUUUGUUAAUAAGACCUACUUCAAAAAUCUUAUUAGGUGUAUUUUCAGUGAUUGAGUCUUGAUGAGGAAGAUAGAGGCGAAUAUCCCUACUCAAGUCUCACAGGCUAGCAUGUCAGACUGGUGAGAAAAUGCAGAGCACAGUGAUUCUGUAUCAGACCUGUGGCCAUCAGGCAUCACAAAUCCUUAACUUCAAGGCAGCCCCAAGUUCCCCCAGCAAAGCUACUGGAGGCCCCAGAGCAGAUAAGAAGCACAUCGUGAAAACCCAGGACAAGACUGUGAAGAAAAAGGCUUGCCUCUGACAAAACAGAGCCAUGGUCCAAGUAGGAGCAGAGAGAGAAAAGACAGGGUAUAGUUUGAGGCAAGAGAGAACUGGUUAUAAAUAGGGAAGAGGAGGAAUUUCACUGUGAAGAGGGAGAGAAGACCUUUGCCUCUCUUUGCCAGAGGAGUGGGAAGGCUGGGCAAAGUAGGAGGAAGCCCUGCAGUGUUUCCCUGUAAUGGAGUAAUUUUACGUGGAAGAGGGGAGAAUUGGGGUUGUGGGGGCAAGGACAUGUAUCUCAAUUUUACUUUGAGAUUUUGGUUUUGACUGAUUUCAGUGCACUUCUCACUCCUUCCCAUUAAUCCACGGGGAUGGUAGCCAAAAUCCAAGAAGGAGCGCUAAGGGGUUGGGUUGAGCACUCAAGGAAAAAGUGGAGGGCAAGUUGCAAAGGCCGGUGUAUCCCUGAAAUUCUAUUAGAAGUUCAAGAGAAUGUGAAGAAGGUGAUGCUUCCUCCCCUUUUGAGAGAGUAUAGAAACACACUAGAUGGAUAUUUUAUCCAAAGCCCCAUUCUAUCCACUGAGACAAGGCGAAGAACACUAUCUGCUGCUACCACCGUGACACAAGUAAGUGUCCUCCUCAUGUUGGGCAGACUCUACGAGGCCCUGUGCACUUGUUAAUCCCAUUUAGCCAUCACACCAAAGCUCUGAGUUCCCAUUUUGCAGAGGAAGAAAUUGAAGUGCAGUGAAAUUAAGACACUUAUUCAAGUUCACACAUCUAGUAAGAGUCUUAAAAACCUCCAUGCAGAAGUGUUGUCUGUGCUCUCCCCAUCAUUACCCUAGUAAACCUCCAGGAAUAUUGGCUGAAAUUCUGAAUAUUGGGCCCUCUACUCCACUUUUGCAAGAAAAGCAAGGUUUUCUCUUUGUGGUUAUUCACCCAGGCCCGGUGGAGAGCAGAGAGGAAAUGGUACUCUGAAGCUAGGAAGAGACUCAGUCCUUUUUCCUACUAAAUAAAAACCCCAGUGCCCUUCCCUUAGCUGCUAGAAUGAUGACAGACAAACUCAUACCCUGUCACAACAGGACCCUAGGA